AUGCCUUCAUGGAGAACGAUCUUGACUGCUGUUCUCAUUGGAGCAUGCUCCGUGGGUGCGAUUGAUCUGGAUCUUGAUGAUCCGAAUUCGAUCAAAGCGGCAGCCAAGAUAGCCGCCACGGAGAUGAUGUCCUACUACACAGGUAACCAUCUAGGUGAUACACCGGGUAAUCUGCCCACCCCGUACUACUGGUGGGAAGCGGGUGCUAUGUUCGGCGCUCUGGUCGACUACUGGUUUUAUACGGGCGACUCGACAUGGAAUGACAUCACGAUGCAAGGCAUGCUGUGGCAGGCCGCGCCGACGGCGGACUUUAUGCCUGCAAAUCAGACCCGGACCGAAGGUAAUGACGACCAAGGAUUCUGGGCGGUGGCCGCCAUGUCUGCGGCGGAGCGCAAUUUCCCCAAUCCACCAGCAGACCAGCCUCAAUGGCUGCAGUUGGCGCAGGCCGUGUUCAACGAGCAGGCCACCCGUUGGGAUAUGGAGACUUGCGGUGGGGGGCUGCGAUGGCAGAUCUUCACCUGGAAUAAUGGGUACAAUUACAAGAAUACCAUUUCAAACGGCUGCUUCUUCAACCUGGCGGCCCGGCUGGCCAAGUACACGAACAACCAGACAUAUGCGGACUGGGCGGUCAAGGUCUGGGAUUGGACCACUGCCCUGGGCUUCAUGUCGCCAGAGUACGAGUUCUGGGACGGGGCGGACGACACGCAGAACUGCACCGAGUUCAACCGCAUUCAGUGGACAUACAAUGCCGGAGUAUACCUCUUGGGCGCAGCCAACAUGUUCAACUACACCAACGGCGAUCCUCUCUGGCAAAACCGUACGCAGAGCAUCUUGGACGCAGCGGGGGUCUUCUUUAUAGACAAUCCCAAGGAUGUAAUGUAUGAACGAGCGUGUGAGACGGUCAACACAUGCAAAGUGGACCAGCGCUCAUUCAAAGCAUACCUGUCGCGGUGGAUGGCGGCGACGACGCAAAUGGCGCCCUUUACGUACGACGCGGUGAUCACGAAGCUGCGGGCGUCGGCACAGGCGGCCGCCCAGGCGUGCACAGGAGGCAGCCAGGGCACCUCCUGCGGUCUGAAGUGGACACAGGGAUCCUGGGACGGGAGCCUGGGGGUUGGCGAGCAGAUGAGCGCCAUGGAAGUGUUCCAGGCGAAUCUCAUCGCUCGGGUUGUACCCCCGGUGACCAACAGCACAGGCGGUACUAGCCAGGGUGAUCCGUCUGCUGGGUCGCAGCCAACUCCCACACAGCCCAGGACCGUCACCCGGACCAUCACUGCGGGAGAUCGCGCAGCAGCCGGCAUCUUGACCGGGUUGAUGAUGAUUGCCGUUGUGGGAUCCACCGGGUGGAUGAUAUGGGAGUGA
Penicilliopsis zonata CBS 506.65 is the source of this 1362-nucleotide messenger RNA. RefSeq lists its product as hypothetical. Gene Ontology annotation, biological process: carbohydrate catabolic process; fungal-type cell wall biogenesis. Bases 1 to 1362 code for a protein of 453 amino acids. The record is from RefSeq and is a predicted model, not a curated record. Gene Ontology annotation, molecular function: mannan endo-1,6-alpha-mannosidase activity. Lineage: Eukaryota; Fungi; Ascomycota; Eurotiomycetes; Eurotiales; Aspergillaceae. The transcript has 3 exons.